CUUUUCUUUCAGUGAAAUUCCUCUCUGCCUGGAAAUGUUUAUGAUCCUGAUGCUGCAGGGAAAUUCCUGUGCCUUGUGCACCCAGCCUUUAACUCCCAGCCUUUAACACCCAGCAUGCAAUGGGACACUAAUUGCUCUGCACCCCCCCAGCAGCUUUAAAACUCAACAAACCUCACACCCCUGAGCAUGGGCCGCCCCUCACCAGUUAAGACAUGUCUGUGCCGAGCCCAAACUCCACCGCCGAGUGGAUGGAGUUGAAGUUAAACUUGGGCUGAGCAUUUGCUAUUGUUCUGCUGCUGGACUGGGUCUCACUGUGUCUCUGCUCUACUUUCAGGGGCAUCUCUGUGCCACUCUUAAUGGGCAGCUCUUUAUUUAACAGCAUCUGAUGCCCCAGCCCCAUGUGAGAGAGUCCCCUCAGGUUACCCAGACUCUGGGGCACAAUGGCUGGCACUUGCUGAUGGGAAAAAACAUCUCGAUUACUCGAUUGACCUUUUAUGGACUUCUGAUUCUCAAUUGUGCAACAGGUUGGCAGAACCAGUGAGACCCCUGAGGAGCUCUUAGAGAAAGUCCAGUGACCCCUUUUAUUUCAGCCAUGAGGUUCCUCCUACCCGUCUCCGUGUUCCUUGUAAUCGUGGGCAUCCUGUGCCCCACACAGGCCUUGCCCUUCAUCCUCACCCAUCUGAGUACCCGCAAGAGCAGCUGCAAAUCCAUCCCCAGCACAAUGACCCUGUGCCACGGCGUGGGCUACACUGAGAUGCGCCUGCCCAACCUGCUGGGGCACGACACCAUGAAGGAGGUUCUGCAGCAGGCGGGUUCCUGGGUGCCACUCCUUUCUAAACAGUGCCACGCAGACACCAAGAAGUUCCUGUGUUCUCUAUUUGCCCCCGUGUGUUUGAGUGAACUGGAUCAGGCCGUGUACCCCUGCAGAUCCCUCUGUGAGGCAGUGCGGGACGGCUGCACCCCCGUCAUGUCUGCAUUUGGCUUCCCCUGGCCUGAUAUGUUCAACUGCACCCAGUUUCCCCUGGGGAAUGACCUGUGUGUGCCCCCUGCUGGCAGUGAGGAUAAACAGCAAGAGGUUAAAGAAGAGGUGCCCUGCUCUGCCUGCCGUAACCGGGGAGACCCCGACAAGGAUUUCCUUCAGAAUUACUGCUUCUCUGAUUUUGCUCUGAAGAUGAACAUCCGUUCAGUGUCCACCCUGGAAGGAGACAUCAUGGUGGUUCCAGAAGUUAAGAGCAGGACUGUGUAUAAGAGCAAGGGCUGGAGUGAUGAUGAGCUGAAGAAGACAAUUCUCUGGCUGCCGGAUGGAGACAACUGCAUCUGCCAGGACAUUCAUGAGCCGGGCACCACCGUGCUGCUUCUGGGCCACCGGGCAGACGACCGACUGGUCAUCUCAUGGGUCAGAAAGUGGCAGAAGAGUGAAAAGGAAACCAAGAGAUUUUCUAGAACUGUGCGCAAGAUGCAUUGUUAGAUGGGGAAUGGGAUGGUGGAGGUGGGUACGGAUGCAUUUCAUUUAUUUGGGUCCCUCCGGUUCCACCUGCUCUGAUUGGAUGGGACUGCUGAUCUGAGACUGUUCUCCUAGAAUACUGGUGUCUCUCGCAUAUAAUGAGUGGGAUGGAUUUGCUCAGAGACCUCAGCAGAUGCAGUUUAUGUUGGGUUUGUGGGUCAGAACAUCCCAGACAGUGGCACCAAUAGGCUGAGACUAUCCUUGCCCACUAUCUCCUGAUGUAUCAGAGACCCCCCAUGUGUGACAUUGGCACUUGAGCUGGGCCAGUCGGGCACGGAGGUGCCUUUUACCAGUGAGACCAAGUUGUGCUGGUGGGUUUGGAUCAGAUUAAGAAGAGUGUAAACCGCACCUCCAUUAAAACGUAUCCUUUAUUAUUUGGCUAUCAUAAAUAUAAGAUCAAGGACCGCAUCAUUGCCUGAUGCGUUUCAGACUACACUAGUCCUUAAUCAUGGGCUACAAUUAAGGACUAGUGUAGUCCAAAACGCGUCAGGAAAAUAUGUGUUCUUUGAUCUUAUAUUUAUGAUUUAUGAAUUUGAUUCAUGCAACUUUAAUUGUAACCAGCCCUCCUACACGGAAGCAUGUAAUAACAAAGAGGGGACUGAAGUAACAUGGCGCGGUUAGAGCGGUCUUUUUGCGUUUUUUGGUUUUGGAUCAGACUUACGAGCAGCAAAUAAUGUUUCCAUUCGACUCACCUUAAAUCACUUAUUUUAAUUUGUUUUAUCAAUGUUUGUGUGGGGGGAACAAAUGGCCCAAUUGCCAUGGUGACGGCCCUCAGGGGGUCAGUGGUACCUACUGAUCCAGUCUGUAUUAUAGAAGAGGGGCAUUUGUGAUUUGUAGUCAGUGGCACAGAGUGGCCCUUCCCCUGCCCCCCAUAAACCUUCAUGUUUGUGCCCUUGAACAAGUGGGUGCAGAGCCCCUGUAUAUAAUUAACCCUCCUUGUAUAAAUAACCCCUUUGUCCUCUGCUCAUGAGUCGUGCCCUGGGGCUCCGGAGAUCUUUAUUCUCCCCCCAUUCCCAUAUUUGCUGUUUAAUAAUAAACAGAUGUUGGAACAAGUUCAUACAGAGCCAUGAGCGGGGGCCCCUGGGAGACUGGGGGGUUUCAUUACACACGGACUUACUGCUCAGCUAUAGAUCCAAUGUGUCCUUUGUCCAGCAGAAUAUUUUAUAUUAUCCCUGUACUUUUAUACAGUAUGUGCUUCAGUUUUAUUCAGUCUCCAUAAAGUGACUUCUUGUAGAUCA
This is a messenger RNA of Xenopus laevis (African clawed frog), 2742 nucleotides long. RefSeq names its product secreted frizzled-related protein L homeolog (gene sfrpx.L). The transcript is spliced from 4 exons. The record is from RefSeq and is a predicted model, not a curated record. Gene Ontology annotation, biological process: non-canonical Wnt signaling pathway; canonical Wnt signaling pathway. Gene Ontology annotation, cellular component: extracellular region. Bases 593 to 1468 code for a protein of 291 amino acids. Lineage: Eukaryota; Metazoa; Chordata; Amphibia; Anura; Pipidae. Gene Ontology annotation, molecular function: Wnt-protein binding.